Molecule: messenger RNA, 1700 nt
Organism: Bipolaris sorokiniana ND90Pr
Lineage: Eukaryota; Fungi; Ascomycota; Dothideomycetes; Pleosporales; Pleosporaceae
Exons: 2
Biological process (GO): alkaloid metabolic process
Molecular function (GO): transferase activity, transferring alkyl or aryl (other than methyl) groups
Source: RefSeq, a predicted model, not a curated record
AAUGCAGAUUAUUCGUCUCUUUCGAAGAAUUCGCAGCCUUGCAGCAAGGAAACCUAAGGAACCGAAAAAGAGGAAGCAAAAGAACCUAGGAGUAUGGAUAUCCCUCAAUGAAUCACUGACCGUUUUUGACGAAGAUGCUCGCUUCUGGUGGGAAACGACUGGGCCAAUCCUUGCGCGCAUGAUGGAAUUAAUUGGGUACGAUCAAGAUACACAGCAUAAACAUUUGUUGUUUUACUACAUGUAUAUUCUACCAGCUCUUGGUAGAAGACCCUCGCCCGAAGGCCACCCCAAUGGGUGGGAAAGCUUCAUGACCGAUGACUGCUCCCCUCUUGAAUUGAGUUGGGAAUGGGGCAUGUCAGCCGGAGAGUCACGCGUUCGCUUCUCCAUAGAGCCAAUCGGAAAACAUGCGGGUAAUUCAGCCGACCCUCUGAAUGAGAAGAUGGUAUUUCAACUUAUCGAUACGCUCCGGCCAGCGUUCCACAGCAGUCUGGACCUGACCAUUUUCGACGCAUUCUCCGAGGCUCUGACCACCACCCACAAGAAGCUCGACACAAAACAUAUUUCGGUAAACGGGCGUUCGCAGCACUUUGUUGCUUUCGACCUCGAUGUCGGAACUCCUUCUUUGAAGGCUUACUUUAUCCCUGGCCUGAAGGCGGUCGAGACAGAUACGCCAGUUCCCGAACUGGUGGUCCAAGCAAUCGACUCAUGCAAGGCGCAUCUUGGAUCCAUCUUCAUGAACAACUUUCGCAGGUUCAACUCCGACCUGACGACGUUCUCCAAAACUAGUCCAAGUCGUCCCCAGAUCGAAAUCGUUAGCAUCGACUGUGUCGUCCCCGUCAAGUCACGAGUCAAGAUCUACGUCCGCCACAGAGAAACAUCCUUCGACAGCGUAUGUAGAAUGCUUUCACUGGGCGCCAGUAAACCUCUCGACCCUGCUUCAUUGGCUAGUUUGCGCGAAUUGUGGUCUCUGGUCCUUGGUCUGCCAGAAUACUUCCCCUCGGACCAAGAGCUACCGAACGUCCCGCACCGGACCUCGGGUAUUCUGUACUACUUCGAAAUCAAACCCACGUCAUACGACAUAGUUCCCAAGGUGUAUAUUCCUGUACGUCAUUAUGCCAAGAACGAUCUCUCCAUUGCUCAGGGAUUGGCCACGUACUUUGAGCGUCGCGGACACUCUGCAACAGCGGGUAAAUACGUGCAAGCACUUUCGGAUAUCUUUUCACAUAGAUCUCUCGACUCUGAACUUGGCCUGCAUACCUAUAUCACAUGCUCGUUUAAGAAGACAGGGCUGUCUGUGACUUCAUACUUCAACCCGGAGAUUUACCAUCCAAAUCGGUACAUCUCAUGAGGGUAGUAUAAGGCAGUUUCUUCUAUAUCUCCUUUCUCAUUUUGUACCUUCCUGUGUUUAGCAUAUCUACAUUUCAACUCCCAAGUUGAUUUUUCCUUGAAACCCACAUAUCUAGAUAGUUGCAUAGCGGAUGAUGUUGCAUAACGGAUGGUGUUGUAUGAUCUUUUUAUUCAAGUUACAUAGUCUUUGUAGUCUCUGUAUCAAAUUUCUUCACGCUGAAAUUGUAGUAUACGGUGUUGUAAACGGCGUACGAGGAUGUAGUACAUGGGUAUUUGACUGCGCCACUCUUUGACGUGCAAGUCGAUUGGAUAUAGCUUGGUAAGUACGGAUAGUUUAUUUCAAUCUAGGAUGA